GACGAGAAUACUGCUUGAUUCUCUAACACUGCAAGUGUGGGCGAGCGUAUUAUCGCAAUAGUUCGACACUUGUGUUCUGCUUAGAGGCUCAAAUCUCACUGCGGUUUUUGGUAAUCCGAAGAAACCCAGUGCCUUGACGAGCGCAAAUGCCCAAAAAGAAGGGCAAGUCAGCAGAGCAAAAAGCUCAGAAGCUGGCAAAGCAAUCAAAGAAAGCUGCAAAAGGCGAGAAGAAGAAUAAAGCAAAAGCAGCAGCUCUCAAUGUUGACUCAGAUGCCGAUGACGAUGUUGACCUUGACGCCGUCCUCGCAGCCUAUGCUGAAGAGCAGGCCAAGUUUCUCAAAGUCACAGAGUCUCAGUGCGCCCCGCCAGGGCCGAGAUCAUCAAGUACUCUGACUGCAUCACCGUCGAGCCGUAACGAGCUAUUUCUGUUUGGCGGAGAGUAUCAUGAUGGCACGACAGCCUCUUUCUACAACGACCUCUUUGUCUACUUGAUUGACAGAGGUGAGUGGCAUCAAGUGAGUUCAGGCAACAGUCCUCUUCCUCGUAGUGGGCAUGCAGCGUGCCGGGGAGGAAACACAGGAGGUAUCUACAUAUCCGGCGGCGAGUUUUCCUCACCCAAGCAGAACCAGUUUUACCAUUACCACGAUUUCUGGCAUUUGGACACCGAUACUAGGGAGUGGACGAAACUAGAGCCGAAAGGGAAGAACAAGAGCCCUCCAGCGCGCAGUGGCCACAGAAUGACCUAUUUCAAAAACUAUGUGGUGCUUUUCGGUGGUUUCCAAGAUACGUCUCAACAGACCAAAUACCUCAAUGAUACCUGGAUCUUCGACUGCAAGGAGAAUCUCUGGCACGAAUUCAAACUUCCUCCAGCAGCACAGAAACCCGAUGCGAGGUCGUCCUUUACCUUUCUGCCUCACGAGUCGGGUGCUGUCCUUUACGGAGGCUACUCGCGAGUCAAAGUGACAGCUACAAGUAGCAAGCAAGGAAAAGGAGGCGGGCAACUUGUCAGAAAUGUUCUGAAGCCAGUCGUCCACCAAGAUACAUGGUUCCUCAGAAUAACACCCCCUCCCUCGGAUGCUCCCAGUGGUACAGCUCCCACGUUGCGUUGGGAACGACGAAAACGGCCAGCCAAUGCGCCUAAUCCACCUCGUGCUGGAGCAACAAUGUCUUUUCAUAAAGGACGUGGCGUACUAUUAGGGGGUGUUCAUGAUGUUGAGGAAAGCGAAGAGGGUAUUGACAGUGAACUCUUCAAUGAAAUGUUCAUCUGGAAUAUUGACCGCAACCGCUUCUUCCCACUUACACUCAGACGACCGAAAGCGGGGAACAAGAAACAGAAUCAGGCAGCUCGAGGCCGGGACAGAGGGAAAGCCGACGAGGAAGAACUUCUACGAAACCUUGCGGCCCUUGAAACUAAAGGCACAAUAACUACGAUGGAGGACCUGAAUCUCAACCAGUCUGAAGAGGCCCGAGAGGAAUCACCUCCGAACAAAAAGGAGUAUCCUGUACGCUUCGAAAUGCCACAUCCUCGCUUCAAUGCGCAAUUGACGGUCCAGGAUGAUGUUCUAUACAUUUUUGGAGGCACCUUUGAGAAGAAGGAUGUCGAGAUCACAUUUUCCGAUCUCUACGCCAUAGAUCUUGGUAAACUUGACGGAGUGAAAGAACUAUACUACGUCGAACCAGCCAACUGGAACGUCACCACCCAAGAUAGUGACGAUGAAAUGGAUGAUGAUGAAGACGAGGACGAGGAUUCAGACAUGGACACAGAUGAAGAUGAGACCAUGUCCGUCGAUGCACCGUCCACUGCGCCAACAGAAGUCACUGUUCCGGUCCCUGAACCCGAAGCAGCAAUAGAGGUUGAAACAGAAUCUGAUGCAUCGAAGGACUCACGGCCGUAUCCUCGUCCCUUUGAGUCACUGCGAGACUUCUAUGCGCGAACGUCAGAAGAGUGGCAGAGACUGGUGAUCGAAAGCAAAAAGGGUGCAGUAGAUCAAUCCGUCAAAGAGCUUCGCAAAGCAGCGUUCGAGCAAGCGGAAGACAGAUGGUGGGAUUGCCGAGAAGAGAUCCGUGACCUGGAAGAUGAGCAAGAGGCUGCUGGGAUCGGCGAGAUUGUCAAUAUAUCUGAUCGAGCUGGCGCAGCAGAGGGCGGAGCAAGCAGACGACGUUGAAUCAUUCACUUACAGGACGUCACAACACAGUCGUUGUACUCCGUAUAUAGUACUGUGAGAACAUGGUCGUGAUAGCCGCGAUGUGAAUAGAUGACUGUUAGAUUAAGCGUAUGAAGAACCUCUUUGAUGCUUAUACGCAAAUCAAAGUCUCGACAUCGAUAUAAACCUGCUCGAGG
This is a messenger RNA of Exophiala oligosperma, 2341 nucleotides long. RefSeq lists its product as uncharacterized. Gene Ontology annotation, molecular function: protein binding. The transcript has a single exon. Lineage: Eukaryota; Fungi; Ascomycota; Eurotiomycetes; Chaetothyriales; Herpotrichiellaceae. The coding region runs from base 147 to 2165 and encodes 672 amino acids. The record is from RefSeq and is a predicted model, not a curated record.